GAUGGACUUAGAGGGAUUACAUGGAUUCGGGAUGGGUCUGUGACACAAAUUCCCAAGAAAGACAGAAAAAGGAGGAGUGUGGCGGGGGACUCACACUCGUCCUGGAGCAUGAGAGAGAGUGGGAAAGGAGGAUAAAGAGAGAGAGAGGAGCAUCCGGCUGGAGAGGUAAGGGUCACAACUGCUCAUUCUGACAAAGGGGUAUUAGAGAGAGGAGUAGUGCAGAGUACUUGGGUUAAACCAGGGAUGACAAAAAUACCAAACAAUGUGUGCAAAGUUAUUGCUUGGUCAACAUGAAUGUCUCAGCAUAUCGGAGAGGACUGAGGAAAAAUACGAAAGAGGAUAGGAAGGAAAGAUUGUGAUGGAGGAAAAUAAAUGUCAGCAAAAGACAGCAGUAGAAAGAUUGCAUUGUAGUGAUGGAGAAAAAUAGACUUCUGUUUCUUCUGUAGUGAGGCAACGAUGCAGUUUCGAUUUGGUGCCAAAUUUCAGGCUAAGAAUUAGUAGUUCCUAGAACUGAAUAAGCUGUUAAGAGUUUGGCAUGGAGAAAAGAAUGAUGUACUUCCUCAUGUGCUCUGUAUGGUUGUUUAUAUAUCUUGUACUGUCCAGUCCUUCCUUUAAAAAAUACAAAAAUUGCAACUGAAAUGACAAAGAGAAUGUUGCUGUUGGUAACUGAGGAUUAUAGGGAAAAUCACAUUUUAUUGGUCGCAUACACAUUUUUAGAAGAUGUUAUUGUGCCUGUAGCGAAAUGCAGGUAUAGUGAAAUGGCACUGGGUUUUUAACAUACAGUAGGUCAUUUUGUGUUUAGCAUUUUUAUUGUUGAUUCAUUGCCCAUUUGUUAUGCCAAUGGAUUUCAGUUUAUUGACUGCUACAGAAUGUGUUGGGUAUUAAACUUGAAUAUAAUGGCCUAUGUAAACAAUACCUGCAAAUCUGAAACAUUUUUCACCGGACAUAGCCGCGGGAAGUAGUUUGGGGGUGCAGGUUUUUGCCCACGUUACUGGCGGCUAUAUCAGUCCGCUAAUACAGAACUAGUAAAACUAGUACUAUAUUAUUAAACUUUUUUUUUAUUAUGAUUUUUCAGGGAGUCCUGCAGUACACUCAGCACCCAUACUUCCCACUGAGACUGACUUGAAGAUUCUAGUCAUAUUACAGUGAUCGGCAGUCAUACUAACUGGUUAAUCUGUCCUGUGUUAACAUUUCAGGGAUCACGAACAGUGUGAGAGAGGGAGACCAGGAGAGAGAGCCAGAGUGGGUUUCACACUCUAACACACCUAACACAAACAGAUUAGAGCAGAUUAACAUGGAUUACCAGAAAAAAUGAUUCAGGCCAGAACCUCUUAAUCAGGAAGUAUAAAGUUAAUAACGGGGUGAAAACACACUGUGAGCUCUUGGACCUGUACGACCCUUUAACCCUGAGUAUUACUAUGAGUAAGAUAUACUCUAUCUGCCCUAAGAUGUGAUCAUACGGAAAACACUUGUACGCCAAAGCAAGAUGUAUUCCAAUAAUAUCUCUCCAUUUGAUGACACGUUUUACGGCUGGAUCUGAUAGUAUUUGUAUCAAGUCUGUAUGAUCAAAACUCACUGUAGGACUAGAGUGAAAAGUUAUGUGACAAGAGAUCUAGAUAGCAUAUCCGAUAGCUCUCUAAGGUUUAUGAAGAAAGGCGGCUAGGGGCUAGUGAUCUAUUGACUCCCAUUACUAUUGAAUGGUUAGUGUGAAGAGCCCUAGGGAUUUAUAACAGCAUAAACUUUCAGUCCUGGUCGGACAGACAUGUCCUCCUCCCAUCCCUUUCUUUUCUCCUGGUGUGACCCCUCUCCUUUGUUCAUUUGUCCAUUCUGUCCAUCUCUUAUUUUCCAUCCCUCUUUUAACUUGACAGAAUCUUAUCCGACUUUCUCUCUUUCCCCUUCUCUCUCUAUUCUUGCUUUCCCCUUGUCCCCAUUUUCUAAUCUUUUCUCUACAUUGUUUUUAUCUUCUCUUGUUUUUUACUCUGUUCUUUCUUUUUGAAACUCUCUUUCACUGAUUUCGAUCUAUCACCAGAACUGUCAUCAUCUUCUUCAUCAUCCUCUACAUCACCAACAACAACCUCAUCCUCACAUACUGCUGUUGAUACUUAUAUCCCAUCUUCCUCCGUUUGUCCAUCUGUCUUUCAUCAUCCUCUUCUUCUCCUUCCCCUGCCCUGAGUCUCUACACACUUCCUCUUCUCCCACCCUAUCCCUCCUUCUUGACCUUCUCUUACCCUCUCCCCUCCUCCCUGUGUGGCCAUGUUGGAGAACAUGUCUCGUCGGUCCCGCUCCCUGCUGUCCCUGACCCUGACCACUCUGGCUCUGGCCCUGUCCAUCCUGGCUCUCUGCACCUCCUACUGGUGUGAAGGGACUCACAAGGUGGUCAAGCCUCUCUGCCUGUCUCCGGUCAAGAUGAGGAACUGUGGUCAGAACAACAGUGAACCCUACACCACAGAGAGCCCAACUCAGAACCCAUACAACAGAACCCUGUCCCCCCAGAGGAGAGAUGAACUGGCUAAGAUCCGCCAGAGACAGCUGGACAAUGCUGUCCACUACAUCUGGGAGACAGGAGAGGACAAGUACACCUUCAGAUACUUCCACACUGGCUUCUGGGAGAGCUGUGAGAAACACGUUGAUGGUGAGAAGUGUCGCAGCUUUAUUGAGCUGACUCCUGGUGAAACACAAGGUCUGAUGGGGAUGGUGGCCCACAUGAUGUACACCACAGUGUUCCAGAUGACUGUCAUCGUUGGCCCUAAAGACUGGAGGCCUCAGACCUGGGACUACGGCUGGUCAUUCGCCCUGGCAUGGAUCUCCUUCAGCUGUUGUAUGGGAGCUGCAGUCUUCACCCUCAACUCUUACACCAAGACCAUCAUCGAGCUGCGACACAAACAGAGGCUCCGAUUGGAGGAGGCCCGCGCCGCCAGCCACGCCCCUCCCUACGAUGAGGUGGUCACCGAGGGCGGGCUCUACUCUGUCAGCGGCCUAUUGCAGUGCCCAGACGGGAUGAUUGACGUGGCGUGGGCGCCUGACGGGACCGUGAUGGGGGUGGGGAACGGGGAUGUACCAACUCUGGUGUUGGUAGGAGGGUGUGGGCCAGAGGGCUGUGAGGACUGUGAGAGAGAGAUGGAUGAGAUGGAGGAGGCCAUGGAGAGGGAAAGAGCUGAUUCGCCCUGUUAAUAUGUGAUGGGUGGGGCUAAAGAGAACAGAGGAGGACUAUGGGUAAUGUAGUCACUUUACAGGUACAGUAUAUGCACCUUGAGCUCUCAAGAUGGAAAGAGUGAGACAAAGAAAGAGUGAGACAGAGAAAGAGUGAGACAGAACUUGAUGGACAUGGGACACAGGAACUGUGUUGGCUGUAAGAGCUACAGUAUCCCCUCUCUGACAUUUAACAGAGAUCACCUUGACAUACAUGGUUCGGGCUAACACUCCUCACAUUGUCAUUCAUUAAUACAAUAGUGCCUAAUGGUAAGGGAUUGUUAUACAGUAUUGUUAUACAGUAUACAGUAUGUAUGUAAAUGUAUCCAUGUUAGAAAUAGUUUUACCAUAAGUAUCCGAUACUUUCUGAACUUUGUAAAACAUGCUUUUCACUUCGUCUGAAUGUGUCGCAUUCUGAAUCUGUAAAAUAAACAAUAAUCUCUGUGUCAA
Messenger RNA from Salmo salar (Atlantic salmon), 3639 nucleotides. Lineage: Eukaryota; Metazoa; Chordata; Actinopteri; Salmoniformes; Salmonidae. The record is from RefSeq and is a predicted model, not a curated record.